This is a messenger RNA of Folsomia candida, 1364 nucleotides long. RefSeq names its product cuticle protein 16.5. The record is from RefSeq and is a predicted model, not a curated record. The transcript is spliced from 2 exons. NCBI's taxonomy places the organism in Eukaryota, Metazoa, Arthropoda, Collembola, Entomobryomorpha, Isotomidae. Bases 138 to 542 code for a protein of 134 amino acids.
CUUUUAACGACCCAAUCUGGAAGGUGGAGUCCCUAAUUGAGAGGAUUUUCAGCCUCGUGUAAAAUGAAAUAGUAUAAAUAGGUUUUGCAUCGUCAGUUCAAUCAGUCCAGUUCACUUUGGUCAUCAAAUAAUUCACCAUGUUCAAGUUUGUCAUUCUUGCUGCCUGCGUCUUCGCCACCGCACAAGGUGGAGCCAUCCUGGCCACCGCUCCAGUCCUUAGUGCCCCACUUUUGGGCAAGGUCACCACCCUCCCCGCCGAGACGACUAUUGUCAAGCAACAAGUGAUCGUUGACCAGCCCGAAAUCCGAUACCGAUCUGUUCCCACGGUCGUCCAAACUGCUCCCAUUGUCAAAACGGUCCAACCCAUCGUUCACGCCGCGCCAGCUUUGACCUACGCCGCCGCUCCAGCUUUGAGCUACGCCGCCGCCGUCCCCGCGGUGAGAACGAUUGCUGCUGGUACGCACUUGACCUAUGCUGCCGCACCAGCCUUCAACGCUUACAACUGGAAUGGAUUCCCAGCCGCGACUUACGCCGCGUGGUAAAAAAAUUGUUACGAAAAUUCAUAACUAGAUUAUAUUAAAUUUGUAAACUUUUCAUAUUUUUGUGUACCAAAAUUGCAAUAAAAUAAAAAUGUUUUAUACAAAAAAGUUACUUUAAUUAAAGCAGAUCAGUUUAUUAAUACCGUAUACAAAUAGAAUAAAGAUUCGCAUACAUUUAUUUUUACACUCGAAUUAAUGCAUAUGUACGAGAUGACUGACUAGUUACUUUAGAUAACUAAUAAAAUUCUAAGACUGGCCAUUUAUUUAUACAUUGAGGAUACCGGUUAAAGUUACGUUAAGUAGCAGAUUUUUUUUAUUCCUGGAGAUUAUUAAACCAAUUAAUCUUGAAUUGUUUUUAGUCAUUCUUGUUAAUUUUCUGGCCCUUAAGCAAUAUGCAACAAGGCACAGAGCUUUUAUUAUUAGUUGAUGUUGAUUGAUUUGUGAUGCGAAGCUUGUACCAUGUACAUACACAUUUAAAAAUUAAAUAUUACAUUUUUGAAACACACGCGAAUUUCCUAACAGGUCAGAUUGUUAAAAAUUUUUGGUUAAUGUGGAAGGAAUUGGAAUGUUGUAAAAUUCAAAGCACCGGAAAACGACACGAUUUGUUUGGUGAUUUAUAAAACUAAAAUUCAGUACAUGUUAUGGCAAAUUUGUGUACUUUUUCAUUAAAAUUAAUACCUGAUGUUAACUAUGAUUAAUCUGUAUUAGCGAUCUCUGAAUUAGGACUGAGUUGAAUAAUAAAUCAGGACCGAAAAAAUCAAAAGUAACUCAAAUCUAUAAUUACCUCUAAAAUCAUAAUGGAAUGGAUUAAUAUCCAUAUGAAAA